AUGUGCAUGAAGGUUGCCAGAUUGGCUUCAGAGGCCGCAGGGACUUCCCGUUCCUGGUCGCAACUCUUGCGGUGUGGCACGCAUCUCUUGGACAGCACGCACUGUGUGACGCAGGCAUCUCAGAGCGUGGCAAGGUGUGCCGUCAACGUCCCAUCUGAUCUGAUCCCAUUGUUGGAGAAAAUCAAGACAGCAGAGGGUAUGACGAGGCAGGCAGUCAGCGCGACGCGGGACUUGAUGCAGUGCACGGAGAUAAUCUCGGAACGAGGCCUUAAGGCCACGGAGCUUUCCAACAGGUUGCUACAACAAUCCAAGGAGUUAGCCGACACGCUGCAGUCGGUUGCUGGGGCAGAAGAGAUGUCCAGCUUCGCUUGCAGGACGAUGGCAAAAACGUACGAGGGCCUCGCAAGCCUCGCGCGGGAGACCGCAGACGCCACUGCUGCCGCCGCGGUCAUGGUCGGGGACGCGCAGAAGAAUGCGCACGUGUUGAAGGAGAUCUUGGACAAACUGCAGUGCAAGGCAAAGGCGAAGAAAGAAACUUCAGAUCGAGAGGACGAUGCGAAAGGUGCUGAUACAAGCAGUGACGAGGAAGAUGCCGAAACCCCAAAGGACCGCGCAUGUUCCAACAGGCGGCUGCUUUUGAAACUGAACACAGAGGUGUUGGACCUGCAAAAGGAGAUGCGAAAUCUUAUUUCGAGCAAUCCAUCUCUCAUGCCUGAGAUCGGAGUUGUGCAGAAAGAGUGGAUCUUUCGCUUGGCAGCAGAACUCGUGGAGCAGACGAAGUGGACAUUCUCCAUGCUCGGACUGCAUGGCGAAAACGGCCCAUCCACCUGGGAUGAAGCCAUGCAGGAGACUCUCCGUGUGCUGCAAGCAGCUGCGAAUUGGGAUGGCUUUGCCACGCCGGCACUGGACGCGCGCAUUCUCCGAGCUGCUGCGCUUGUCGACGCGAACCUUCUGUCCAAAAUGCUCCAGGAUGCGCUUCAGGCUUGCGAAGACUCCACCCCGCCAGGGGAUACCCUGGAUCAAGGUGAUGCCAGACACCGAUAUCUGGAGGCUGUCGGCUUGUUGUGCCGACACGGCACGGCUGAAGCAGUGGCUGUACAUGCGUAA
This is a messenger RNA of Symbiodinium natans, 1107 nucleotides long. The record is from the annotation of a GenBank genome assembly. NCBI's taxonomy places the organism in Eukaryota, Dinophyceae, Suessiales, Symbiodiniaceae.